AUGGCGGCGCCCAUACAGAAGAUUGCCCGGUUAGCUUUUCACGUUUUUUCACGAAAGCAAUUCGAUGGCACGUUUCACGAAGGACUAAAAUCUCUCAAGUCAAUGCUUAAUAACAUUACCUCGAAAGAGCUGAACUUUGACGUGAAUAGUUUGAAAAGAAAUCCAACUCAAUUUGAAGAGGCACCAGUCGGUUAUGUCUCUAUAUGGGAAGACGAUGUCAUUUCCAUUGGCGUGUUUGUGGUGAAACCAAACGGACGACUUCCUCUUCACGACCACCCCGGCAUGCAUGGUUUAAUUCGUGUCAUCCACGGUGCACUUAAUUUGAAAAGUUUUACAGAAACGUCGGGUGUCGGUGUUCCCAGUGACUUAAAUCGCAAACUGACGACCCCACAGGAGAAAUCUUUGUUAAAACCAGCAGUACUGGUGGGCGAGAGUGUGGUAUCGACACAAGAUGAAUGCUGUGUGCUGACACCAACUGACGGAAACAUACACGAGAUAAGACCAGUUGGUGAAACCGUGGCAUUUCUUGAUGUCCUUUCUCCGCCAUAUGGGGAUUCUAAAGACUGUAACUAUUACAGCGAAAUGUCCGUUACAGAAAGUGAGAACCAAGGUGAUGGUAUAACAUGGCUGUUAAAGAUACCUUCUCCUGCUGAUUAUUGGUGCGAAACAUUUGACUACACAGGACCAGUUAUUGAUGAAGCUCAGUUUGAUAACUAAGAUUAUGCAGCAUAAUAAAAUAAUAUUUACAAAAAACUGCAUGUUUUAAUGUAAUAAACUAUUUGAAAAGUCAUCUGGCAUUGACUGAAACAAAAACAAAAUCCAACAAAUGGUUUACCUCAUGCAUAAUUACUUGCACCAUAAUGUGGAAACAUUAUAAAGGUACCAGUCUAAUAAGAUGAAUCAUAUUGAGUUUAAAUCAGUGAUAGAAAUAAGCAGAAUGUUUCACUGGACAAAUACAUCUACAAAUCGACUAGCUUGUUUUCAGUAAGUACAAGGACAAUGUUUUUCAUCGCUCAAAAGGAAAAUUCAUUGAACAUUUUCACUUGUCCAUUGGACAACCACCAAGGUACAUUUUGUUUGUCCGAGCACAUUUUCACUUGUCAGGACAAAUGGAUAAGUGUUUAUUUUAACCACUGUUAAUACACUUAAUAUAUUAUUUAUUUUAUUCAAUGGAAGUUGGUUUUAAUGGUCCGUGUACACACGGUUAAAUCUAUUACAUGUAUAUAAAUAUUCAUAUAAAAUUUAGGAAACAGUCAGUAAAUGUGAAGUACAAGCAAUUUCUAUAAAAUAUGAAGCAGCUUA
Molecule: messenger RNA, 1302 nt
Organism: Gigantopelta aegis
Lineage: Eukaryota; Metazoa; Mollusca; Gastropoda; Neomphalida; Peltospiridae
Product: 2-aminoethanethiol dioxygenase-like
Exons: 1
Coding region: 1-717 (238 amino acids)
Cellular component (GO): mitochondrion
Molecular function (GO): oxidoreductase activity, acting on single donors with incorporation of molecular oxygen, incorporation of two atoms of oxygen
Source: RefSeq, a predicted model, not a curated record